CAACAACAACAGCACUGCUGCUUCCGGUUCACCAUUUCACGGAAGACGCUACAGCAUCCUAGUUACAUGGAAACAGGAGAGUUGUUUAUUUAAAUCGAUAUGUUCUUAUGGACGGAAGACUUGCCUAGAAGAUUAGUUUAGAUCCGAUUUAUCGCCACUCGGCAUUUACGCUUGUGAAUAAAGCCCCUCUCCAGCAGUGUGUGUAUAUGUGUGUGUGAGUGAGUAUGAGCGGCUCGGAGGUGUUUCAUGAGAAGCAGAGGUUGGAGCUGUGUGCUAUUCACGCCCUGAACAACGUGCUGCAGGAGAGAGUGUUUACCAAGGAAGCGGCUGAUGAUAUCUGCAAGCGUAGUCUUGCUCCUCAGUGCGUGGUGAACCCGCACCGCUCUGUGCUGGGUACGGGGAACUAUGACGUGAACGUGAUUAUGGCAGCUCUCCAGAGUCGUGAAUUGGCUGCAGUGUGGUGGGACAAACGUAGGUCAGUGCAGAGUCUGUGUCUGGAGAAGGUGCAGGGUUUUAUUUUGAACGUCCCGUCACGGGUGUCGCUGGGGAUCGUGUCCCUCCCACUGAGACGCAGGCACUGGCUAGCAGUUCGACAGGUCAACGGACAGUACUACAACCUGGACUCUAAGCUUAAGAGUCCUGUCUGGAUCGGAGGAGAAACAGAACUUAGGCAGUUUCUCAGUGAGCAGUUGUCUCAGGAUGUUGCCGAGAUGCUUCUCGUAGUCCAACGAGAAGUAGAAGAGGACGGAACGUGGCUUAUUUCAGAUGACCGGGAGAACUGAAAUCUCAGGAAGUUCACUCGGACUGUUCAUGCACAAUGCGAAAAGUAUUGUUCUUUUUAAAUCAGGACAGUCCUGUGCAGAGCUGCACUACCAAAGAGGAAGGAAGCACUCCCAGAUGGUCACACAUACACACAGAGAAGGCUGAUUGAAUGGUUAAUAUAAGACACAUUUCUGCUGUAAAUGAUUUUUUUAUUUAAAACAAACAAACAAACAAAAAAAAAAAGGAUUCAGGCCGGAUCGCUGUACACGUACAGCUGCAUCACCUGCCUCUCUUCCUUCUUCUGCUCAUUUCUCUCAGGAUAAGUGCUUGAGUUUUAAAAAUAACAUUUGAGCAGUCUUAUUUGUUCUGCAUCUAUGCACUGCACUGCUGAAAUUGAUGAAGGUGUGUAUCUAACUAUGCACAGAAAUGCUACAACAGUCUUUUGUAAAUAUAAUUAAAGUCGCUGAUCAUCCAGCUCGGCAUAUUUCAGGGGAAACUUUUUCUCCUGACUCUUCUUUUUAUUUGCUUGUGUGGUUUUUUUCCUCUCUGUUUCUUUAUAUCUCAGAGGAUACAAGUGGAAUGAAAAUAUUCACUAAUAAAGUGACUGUUAUUUAAAAAAUAA
Molecule: messenger RNA, 1384 nt
Organism: Hemibagrus wyckioides
Lineage: Eukaryota; Metazoa; Chordata; Actinopteri; Siluriformes; Bagridae
Gene: josd2
Product: Josephin domain containing 2
Exons: 5
Coding region: 225-782 (185 amino acids)
Biological process (GO): protein deubiquitination
Molecular function (GO): cysteine-type deubiquitinase activity
Source: RefSeq, a predicted model, not a curated record